This is a messenger RNA of Raphanus sativus (radish), 900 nucleotides long. RefSeq lists its product as uncharacterized. NCBI's taxonomy places the organism in Eukaryota, Viridiplantae, Streptophyta, Magnoliopsida, Brassicales, Brassicaceae. The transcript is spliced from 3 exons. Bases 1 to 900 code for a protein of 299 amino acids. The record is from RefSeq and is a predicted model, not a curated record.
AUGACAUCUUUCUGGGAGAUGAUGGGUGUUGGUGUUGAUGCUGGGCCAAGUACUGAACAGAUAAUAACAGCAUUACGUAGAAGUAGAAGCGAAGGGUGGUGUCGUGAAGAUCGCAUGCGGCUUGGAUACCUUGCCAUAUUCACUAGAUUCAUUGAAGGGAUAAAGUACUUGACCUCUACACGGGUUAGUCUUGUAAGGCUGGUGAUGAAUUUAGAUAAAUUUGAGAAUUAUCCUUUGGGGAGAGUGGCGUUUAAGGUGCUGAUGGAGUCUCUGAAGGAAAAUAAUUUGGAAGCAAAUUCAUACACUGUUGAUGGGUUUAUUCAAGUUCUCCAGGUGUGGCUGUACUAUGCUCUGCCAGAAUUGGGAGCUACUAUGGGGCAGCCCAUUCCAAACAGUCCGUCUCCACCCUUGUUGGCUUACAAAGGUGCCAAAGGACGCAGAUGUUUUAAAGAGGCUAUCUGUAGACAGACUAUCGUGAUCAACUUUGUUCGGAAGGACUUUGGUGAAAUGUUACCACGAUGGGACUACGAUGCAGAGGAUAAGACCGUGGAGAACAUGAUUAAACUCAUGGAAGAGACUCCUAAAAAUGUUUGUUCAGAGGCUCGUUCAGAGGCUGGUGGGAUCACCAAAGAGCAGGUUCUAGAAAGCUUGAAAGACUUAGCUGAUGCCAUGAGGGAUGGGUUUAGGACGUGCCUUGGGGAGAUCAAGUUCAUGGGGGAGAGGAUGGAAGCUGUGGAGAAGAAGGUGGGAAUCACCAAAAAAGGGACUUCAUUUAAUGAUCUUCAAAUGCCAGCUUCAGGUCCGCCAAAACCUGCAAACGAACCCAGGGUUAGUACCAAAACCUCUCCCAAAAUCAAAGAGAAAAGAUGCAUUAGGCUAAGUGUUAGGAAUCAGAACUGA